Westerdykella ornata is the source of this 909-nucleotide messenger RNA. Its product is annotated as siderophore esteras-like protein IroE-like protein. Gene Ontology annotation, molecular function: hydrolase activity, acting on ester bonds. The coding region runs from base 1 to 909 and encodes 302 amino acids. The transcript is spliced from 2 exons. NCBI's taxonomy places the organism in Eukaryota, Fungi, Ascomycota, Dothideomycetes, Pleosporales, Sporormiaceae. The record is from RefSeq and is a predicted model, not a curated record.
AUGUCGAUCGGAACUUGGUCGUUCCACCCUCUGGUUACCUCGUUUCCGGGAACUGUAUUUCCAAAUGUGCAGUUUUGGAAUGUUACCAAUGGAACUUGGGAGUACCAGGUGCAGCUUGCGUAUCCUUUGAACUGGACGUCGACCAACGUUGACAGCACCGUGGACACCAUGUAUGUUCUCGAUGGCAACGCAUUGGGCAUGACCGCCACAGAAGCGUUCCGUCGACGUCGACCCGUCGAGUCCGCUCAGCCGGACACCAUCAUCGUCAGCAUUGGAUACCCCGACACCAUCCCCGACUCACCUUACAGCCUUCGCCGCGGCUACGAUUUCCAGCCGCCAGUCUGCGCGACCUGCCCUCCCGCGCCCCUCCCCGGCGUCCCCUCCAACGCGGACAACUUCAUCGAAUUCAUCGACGAGGUUCUCCGCCCCUGGGUCCGCAACACGGUCUUUGCUAACGUCGAUUUCUCUCGCGAUGCUCUGUACGGGCACUCGUUCGGUGGCCUGUUCGUCCUCUACGCUCUGCUCAUGCGCCCAGAUCUCUUCGACACCUUCCUUUCCGCUUCCCCCGCCCUGUAUUGGAACCAUGGAUACAUUCUCAACCAGCUGGGACCCCUGACAAACGCCACCACGCCCCCUCCUCUACCUACCAAGCCAGCUUUCCAGAUCAGCUAUGGGGUCCUGGAACAGUACCCCGUGAAGCGGCGGACGGAGACGCAGGCCGAGUUCCAAGCGCGCAAGAGUCUCUACGAGUCGCUGCAAAUGGUCACGCUGAGCAACCAGCUGUACGCUGCGAUCAAAGACAGCCCCAAGUUGCGGAAUGUGAGUUUGCGGCCCUAUCCGUCCAGCGAUCAUGCGGCGGUUGGUGCGGCGGCGCUGGCGGAUGGGAUUGAUUAUUUCUUGGAUUGGUAG